Gryllus bimaculatus (two-spotted cricket) is the source of this 651-nucleotide messenger RNA. Lineage: Eukaryota; Metazoa; Arthropoda; Insecta; Orthoptera; Gryllidae. The record is from the annotation of a GenBank genome assembly.
AUGCCGUUGCGGUGGCGACUGGGAGUGCAGGGGCCGGCAGCUUCCCCUGAAGGAAAUGAUCGUCUUACUGAUCAAGAAGAUAUCGAUGAUAAUGCUCUGAGUCCUAUCUGGCAAUGCCAUGACGUAGUGUGUCGUGUGCCUGCAGCGGCGGAGCCGGCGUGCGCGUGGUGCGGGAAGCCCUGCCGCGCGUCGCAGCUCUUCUCCCUGCGCACGCCCACAGGCCAGAAGGCCUUUUGCUCGGAGGUGUGCUUCACGCAGUGCCGGCGCGCCAACUUCAAGCGCAACAAGACGUGCGACUGGUGCCGACACGUGCGCCACACGGUCAACUACGUCGACUUCCAGGACGGCGAGCACCAGCUGCAGUUCUGCAGCGACAAAUGCCUGAAUCAGUACAAAAUGAAUAUCUUCUGCAAGGAGACGCAGGCGCACCUUCAACUGCACCCGCACCUGCAGGACGGCACCGGCGCCGGCGGCAGCGGCGGCCUCAUCACGCCCGAUCUCUGGCUGCGCGACUGCCGCUCGUCGUCGCCCGCCUCCGACCGCUCGGCGUCGCCCGGGCCGCCCUCGGGGCCGCUACCGCCCAGAGCAGAGAUGCGAUGGGAAUCGGAAUGGGCACGGCAGGAUGAUGGGGGUAGGGCACAUGACGGGUGA